Molecule: messenger RNA, 1623 nt
Organism: Coniophora puteana RWD-64-598 SS2
Lineage: Eukaryota; Fungi; Basidiomycota; Agaricomycetes; Boletales; Coniophoraceae
Exons: 4
Coding region: 145-1356 (403 amino acids)
Source: RefSeq, a predicted model, not a curated record
CCGCUCCCCUUCGUGACGCCGCCGGUACCUGUGGCGGGCUUGGACCAGCCCUAGCGCGCACCCGCACCCUUGGACCUGCUGUGUCCACCAUCCCUCAUCUUUUCUCUUCACCACCACGAUUGUCUGUACACCCCCGAAGCGAGAAUGCGUUCUUCAACCAUGAAGGACGCUAGCAAGAAGCUGCGAGAUGGCAGGCUCAGGCCUGUCUCUGAUGACGCGUUUGCGUGUUGGCGGGACUCAGUCCCGAUCAUAGAUAUAGAGUCCAACACUCUGGACUCGGGUUCGGAUGUCGACGAGGACGACCUCGAGUCAUCGUCGUCCACCACAACCCCCACUGCAGUAGUUAAUGACUUGGAGACGCUGACAAAUGGCUUCGUUUCUCUGUCCAUUAACGGGAAGAACGUAUCUUCCUCAAUGAACAAGGCCAUUGAUUCUGCGCUCUUGGCUACGCCACUCACCGACGCGUCAUCCGCCCCUACGGCUACGACUACACCUACAAAUCACUCUCGCGUCAAAGUUCCCAUUGUUGUCGGGAAGCCUAGCUGCUCAAAAGUCCGGCUUGCUUCUCCUAGACCCAAGACCAACCCUGACGAAGACGAAGGGAACGAGGAAUCGUCUGCUCAUUUUAGAAGUCCCACUGCACCACCUUGCCCCUCUCAUUCCCAUGCGCCCCAGUCGACACUCAAAACUCCCCCGCGACGUCGUGCUCCGACCCCACCUCCCGCGCCACGAAAACGCAAACUUUCUCGAGAUGACGAUGAAGAUACACGUGGAGCCGACGAAGACGAGGUUACCCCUCGGGUGAAGCGGAUCCGAUUUAUUCUGCCGACACCAUCAGAAGCUCAGACUGAGCCCCUGACCAUCAAGCUUCCGCCCGCAAGAAAGCUGUCAACGCCUUCUAGUCCCACGGCUGGAGCUGCGCUCGACUCGACUCCGGGGCCGAAACUCAGGCCUAUACUGAAGCCUGCGCUCAAGGUGGCGCCGAAGAAACACACCUCCCUUAAGGAGGACAUCCGAACAUCGGGUAAGAAGCUGAGAACGGUCAAGCUUGUCGUCCAGAAGCACAAGGACGCUGCCAAAAGCAACGUCUCGCGCCAUAACGCGAAGAGAACUCCCCUCUCACCUCCGGAUAGUCCCUUGCUGGACGUCGACAGCGCGUUGGACGACCUAAUCGAUCGACUACAGCAGCCCCAGCUGGUGGCUGCCGAUCAGCGCAACAAAGCCAUGCAGAUUAAGCAGGCGUUCGCGGACUACGGGAUGCGUCUUCGCAAGCAGGAACAGAGGAAGGAGCUCAGGCGGGACAUUCGUCAGCACCAGCGGUUGCUUGUUGCUCUUUUGGCAUACGAUCGAGCCUAGACGCUGUCAAGCACCUUGACGCAAUCCUCGCUCUCAGCAUCGCUAUACACUGUUGUUCAUGUCACCGAACUCAAACCUUACGAUCGUCCGGUUCAUGCUGCUCCUUUAGCGAGCAUCCGACUCCCCAUUGGCCCAAUUGACACUGUCUUGCAUCGUCAGACCCCUCAAUGGAACAUUCUUCUCGCCAUUUUGCAUACCCUACUGUGUACUUGUACCCGCUUCUGGCCUUGUUCUCCUGCUCAUCUGUCUAUAGUGUACCCGUUUCCG